AUGUCGCCGAGGAAGCAUGGGUUCAGGCAAGCCUUGGUCUGUUCAGCCUCCAACGGAGCUGGUGCAGAGUAUGUGGAGCCUGAUGGUUUCAGAAUAGAGAAGGUUUCCUUCGGGUCGCUGCUGACUCCUGUGGGGCUCUUCUUCCUAACCUAUGGAUUUGGCGCCUUCUUCCAGCUUCUGCCUGGCGCUGAGGUGGCGGCGCUGCUGCUCAUCUACGGCUUCCCCAUCACGCUACUGGGCUUUGCGCUCAGCUAUGCGCAGCUCAAGCCCGUGCCCUGCAAAACCACUGUGCAGGCCCUCUCCCUGCGCGAGGCACAGGCCACCGACAUCCAGAAGCAGCUGAGGGAGGAUGUGACCCGGUACCGCUACGGAGAUGAGCAGCACUUGGACGAGGCCUUGAACCGGAUCUUCCAAUUCGGCCGGCAGACAGGCAUCCCCCGCAGGCUGACUCCCUUGCUGAGGGGGGUGCGCGAGGAAGCGCGAGAGGGUGCGUACACGCUGGUGCUGGAGUUUGAGACCAAGGAGCAGAUGACGCUGGAGAUGUGGGAGACGCGGCUGAACAAGAUCGAGACCUUCUUUGGCCCCGGCAUCAACGCUGAGGUGGUCCCUGUGGAUGGCGGUGUUGAGGUGGCUCUGAAAGUGGACGGCAGCGGAGCCGGCCGCGGCGGCGGCGAGCAGAAGGACGUGCUGCCGCCGCUCAUGCCAGGGCUCAAGGCUCGUCAGCAGUGACAACCGGCAGCCGAGAAAAUUGCGCUGCAGCAGCGGGUGGAGCAGUAAUUCUUUGUGAGGCGAAAUGUUUUUGGGGAUACUUGUGGGUUUUGGAAGGCUGAGAAUGGAGGUCUUGAAUUUUCUUGUAGGCAGAGGCUGCAAAGUUUUGAUAGAGUUUCAAUCGGACAGCAGAUUGGAGUCCAUUCAAUGGACCAUGUAUUCUUGUGGGUUUUGUAGAUGACGACUGUGCCAUUGUCAGAGUUCUCAGCUGAGUCAGAGCUCCUGCAAGUUGCAUUGGCCAAGGAGCAUGACACAGUCUGUUGCAAAACAGCACCAACUUUUAGCACAUGACUGAAGACUUGCAGUUGCUAUGUGGCAGACUUCCGAGCGUCCAAGCAGAGGCUGGUUUUUAUUGGCACCACUUGUCUGUGCUGCUCCUGCACUGGCAGUCAGGAGUGAUGUUUCCCAGAGGAUUCAAUCCAAGUUGGUUUGUGUAAUCCAAAGUCAUGC
Messenger RNA from Coccomyxa subellipsoidea C-169, 1218 nucleotides. RefSeq lists its product as hypothetical. Bases 1 to 729 code for a protein of 242 amino acids. The record is from RefSeq and is a predicted model, not a curated record. Lineage: Eukaryota; Viridiplantae; Chlorophyta; Trebouxiophyceae; Coccomyxaceae. The transcript has 6 exons.